AUGACUGGACAAUCAAAAUCUCAACCAACUGACAUUUCAAAAGAUCAUUCUUUUCCCGAAUCAAAAGAUUUAACAAAAAAAAAGCCCACACAAAUGCAAACGCAACAAAGCAAGACUUCAACCCCCGCAAAAAAUUUAAAUAAAGAAAAUGUAAAAUCACUGGCUCCAAUAAAAGAAACGAGAAAAACUAAAAAAUCAAAAGCUAGUGCAAAAUCAAGGUUUAAAUCCCAGAAAGCUACAGUUACAUCUAAUAAAAAACCCAUUUCGAAAGAACGUUUGAAUGGAAGCUCUAAAAAAAGUUCAAAUAAAAGUUCAAAAAGAAAUUCUAAAGAAGAAGAAGUCAAAUUUUCCAAAUCACAAAAUUCUAAAAAAAGUUUAAAAAGAAACUCCAAAGAAACUUAUGAACAAGACGACGCAGGCAAAACUUCAAAACCACAAAGUAAGAAAACAGGUUCAAAAAGAAGCUCCAGGCGAAGUUCUAAACCCAAUUCAAGAGAUACAUCUAAACAUGAAACAACCAAAAUCCCAAAAUCACAAGGAAAGAAAAUCGAAAAGCCGGAAAACGGUGGUCCCAACGAUUCAACAGAUAUCAACGCAAAUGAAAGAGGGUCAGUAAGAAAAACACGAUCAAAAGGUAGAUCUCUGCCAAUAUCUAAUAUUAUUAAAAUGGAAGUUGGAAAAAAGUAUUCACUUCAAAUACCUAUGAAGAGUAACAAACAAGUAAUGGGAAACAAUCAAAAUGUAGUGACUGGUUCGGUAAAAGAAUUUGGAACGUCAAGAAAAAUUUCACCCCUUGCUGAAAAUAUUGAAACUUCAAAUUUUGCGAAAGAAAUUAUAAAUAAUGACUCGCAUAUUAAGGACCACUUGUCUUUAAAAGAUAAAUCUCAAUCGCAAGUAGAACAAGAAAAUUAUGAAAAAAAUAAACUUUCUUCAGAUUAUCAAUCUCAACAACACGUGAUAGCAAACGAAAACGAAUAUACACCAGCUAGCAAACAAAAUAGCAAAGACAAAGCAGAUCUAACGCUAAGAGUAUCAAAUGCUUCCAAGAGGAUAUCAAUCAGAUCCAAUCCCUCAAGAUACUUACCAACGCCUGAUCAUGUCGAUAGUGUUAAAUCAAACCCGGAUAUUUCAGCAUCUGAAAAGAAAGUUGAAGAAACUACAAAUUCCUUACCUGAGUUGCCAGUACCGUUCCCACCAACCUUGGCGCCGUCGGAAGCUCCAGAAAUGAAAACUGCAGAAGAAAAGCUUCCAUACAAGGAGAUGGACGAUGAAGAAAUGAUGAAGUCGCCAACCAGAUCUGAUAGAAUGGUCGAAACGGAAGAUGGAAAUACAAACGACAAUGCUGUGCUUAUAGAAAACGAUAAAGAGUUAGAGAAUGGAGGACACCUAUAUGACCGAUCAUCACACACUAGCGAAACAAGUUACAACACAAAUGCACACAACUUAGCAGAGAAGAGCAGUGAGAAACACAAUUGUGAAGAUGAAAAUGAAGACAGUAGUGAAGUUAGUUCGCAAAACUUGGACGACGAUCGUGAAUGCGGUUCGGAUGAUAACAUUAAUGAUGAUGACAUGAAGAAAUCAUUAGACAGUGAAUGUGACGAAAGUAGUGCCUCUGAUGACAGCAGCAGUUCAUCAUCCGAAUCCAGCGAGCAAUCCAGAAACUCGUCCGAAAAAAACAAAUGA
Helobdella robusta is the source of this 1683-nucleotide messenger RNA. RefSeq lists its product as hypothetical. The transcript has a single exon. The record is from RefSeq and is a predicted model, not a curated record. NCBI's taxonomy places the organism in Eukaryota, Metazoa, Annelida, Clitellata, Rhynchobdellida, Glossiphoniidae. Bases 1 to 1683 code for a protein of 560 amino acids.